AUGGCUACUGACCUUAUGAUGUCGGAAAUACUUGGUACCAAUUCGUCCUGCAGUACCAUUUCUGCCUUGCCCGAGCUGAGGCGCUCAGAUCAUCUGCAUGAAGCCCUACUAGGUGAAUGCUCGAAUUCCAGCAAUUCAACCGGCUCCCACCAGUUUCACCAGACCUCUAUCACCAAAUUUCAGAGGCAUCAGUAUCAGGAUCAACGAGACGCAAAUGCACCAGCAGGACUCGCAAUUGAGCUUGACUCAGUCGAUAUCGCAGCUGGCCAUUUUAAGGCCUGCGAUACAAGCAAAGAAAACGGUCUGUCAAUCAUUACCAGUGGAGCCAAAGACGAAGUUUCGCUUACAUCUACUGUUGACAGACUAGUACCUAAGACAACGGGGCGUCGAGAAUGCCUUCCUGCACCACAGCCAGACACCAGCAAUUUCAGUCUGAUGAAUCUCCUCUGCAACCUUGCAUCUCUUCUUUUUGCCCUUGCAGUCGUCGGUACUCUCACCUACAUCGCUAAUAUCUCAAACUCAAAACAUGAUACUAUUAAUAUCCUUACCGAAGCCACGACCAAUAGUAAGUAUGCUCCGAAUAUUACUACCCUCAACAAAGUCGUCUUUAAUAGUGUUGUAAAGCUCAAUGCCAUAAGAGUUGUAACCAUCUCGAGAAAAGUUGAGGUUUCUAUUAUUCUAGACUGGUCGUUGCUUUGA
This is a messenger RNA of Protopolystoma xenopodis, 699 nucleotides long. The record is from the annotation of a GenBank genome assembly. NCBI's taxonomy places the organism in Eukaryota, Metazoa, Platyhelminthes, Monogenea, Polystomatidea, Polystomatidae.